AACACAACCCGACCUUCGCCCUCGACAAUGACCUCCAUCUUGGCGCAGUAGGCUCAUGGCGCGAGGACCAUGCCAUCAAUGUCACUGCGUAGGAAGCGCCGCAUUGGCGACCACAUGGACUCGUUCGAGGACGCCUACAACACGCCGAGCAGCGGCGGCAAGGGCAAGUGGACCGACGAAGAGGACAAUGCGCUUCGCCGCGCGGUCGAGCUCAAUGGCAACGAAAACUGGAAGGCCAUUGCCGAGCUCGUGCCGGGGCGCAACCACUCGCAGUGUCUUCAGCGCUGGAACAAGGUGCUCAAGCCAGGUCUCAUCAAGGGCAAUUGGUCGCCAGACGAAGACGAGCUCCUCCGGCAGCAAAUCCACAUCUGCGGCGAGACCGCGUGGGUGCGAAUCGCCGAAGGUGUGCCCGGCCGAACGACCAAGCAGUGCCGGGAGCGCUGGCGAAAUCAUUUGGCGCCCACCAUCAACCGCUCACCCUUUACUGCCAACGAGAUUGCGCUCCUCGAAUACGUCUACAACAAGAUUGGCAACCGAUGGACACAAGUGGCCAAGUUGCUGCCGGGCCGCGCCGAAGACGAUAUCAAGAAGAAAUGGAAGCAGAUGCACCCCAAGCAAGAGAAGAAGAAGGCCGGUCGGCUGCCCAAGAUGGAGAUGACGGACCUCAUCGAGUCGAUCCAGUACGAAAUGAAGCAAGGCAACCUCCCGAUGCUGAGCUACCUCUUUGAAAUGAACGUGGCCGACAUUCUGCUCGAGAACGACGACGACGAAGAGAAGGCGUCGAUCGCAUCGGACUGCAGCCGCCGCAGCAGCAUUGUGAGUUCCAACAACAAGGUCGAGGACCUCUUGUCGUCGGCGCCGCCGUCCGCUGCACCGUCGCCGUCCCCGCCGUCGAACAACAGUCCGUCCGUGCGACCGCCAGCUCCGUUCUUGACCAAGAAGAAGAAGGUCGAGUGGGACCAAAUGUCGAUCGAUAUUCUCACGCAGUUUCUCUUCACCGCGUCGUUCAAGACGAACCUAAACCUCGGGGACAUGAUGGACGCCGAGACGAGCGCCAACACGGCAGCCAACGUCUUCUCGAUGGACGACGACCCGGUGGUCGCGAGCGUCAUCGACUCGUUCCGCGCGUCCGGGUCGUCCAAGGACAUUCAGUCGAUCGUGGACGAGCUCCAGUUUGACCAGGACCAGCUGCAGCACCUCAUGGAUGUGUGUGGCAACUCGUCCAACGACUUCCUCAAGGACGACGACGACGCCUCGAGCGAAGAAGAGUACCAGUACAAGUUGUAG
Messenger RNA from Saprolegnia diclina VS20, 1287 nucleotides. RefSeq lists its product as hypothetical. NCBI's taxonomy places the organism in Eukaryota, Oomycota, Saprolegniomycetes, Saprolegniales, Saprolegniaceae. The record is from RefSeq and is a predicted model, not a curated record. The coding region runs from base 70 to 1287 and encodes 405 amino acids. The transcript is spliced from 7 exons.